AUGCCGAAGCCGUGCCCGCAAGGACAUUUGUGGAAAGCAGACGUAUCGAAGACUUGGCACCUUGCAUGCUUUGCUUGCAUCAUGCGCCCUCAUUCGCUUGACAGCCUGGCAAAGCUGGUCGUGGUGGCAGGCAGGCAUGACAGCAAUGCACAGAGUCUUGCCCAUCCUGCCGGCGGCGCGCAAAAUUGGCAGCCAGCGCACCUCAGCGUGGGUGCAUAUGCCACCCGUUCACUCCGGGACUCGCCGUCGGGCAAGCUGAGCUUUGCAAGCAAGAUCGUGCCGUCCGGCACGUCGGGCGCGUCGGGCGCGUUCUGCGCGGGCGCAACGGGUGCGGGCGACAGGCGAAGGCCAGCGGUUUCAGAGAGACGGAAGGCUCGAGAUCUCUCGUUGGGCACGGCGCCGUGCCCACGCCCGCAAGUGCCCGAUGGAGAAGCCCUGGUGAGGACCAUGGCCGUGGCGCUGAACUUCUUUGACGUGAUCCAGGCCAUGGGGGCCAUGCCCAGCACCGUCGCCGGCAGGGCGGUGCUUCAGCUCGGAAAUCUUCCGGGCAGCGAUUUUGCUGGGUGCCCCGGGGUGCCUCAGUGCAUGGAGCCUUCGAGCAUCUCUCGCAGUUUCGGCUCAGGGGCGGUGGCGCAUUGCCUGGUGUGGGGCUCGCUGCAGCUGGGCGCGCUGAGCCCCGUGCUGCUGCCGCUGCUCGCAGCUUCCGGUCGACCCACCGCCGCCGCGCUGCUGGCGCUGAUCGCCCUCCUCACCGUGCUGGCGCCCGUGAGGCACUGCCCAGCCUUCGUGCGCUUCUAUCUGCGGAGCGCCGCCUGCGUGGGAGGCGCCACCGUGUGGGUGCCCGAUGACAUCAUGAAGCGCCUCCAGGACAGCGGCUACCUGGUGUGCUUUCAUCCUCACGGCAUUCUGCCACUGGGCUUCAGCUUCAACGGGGCCUUGAGGGUCAAAGCCCAGCACCCGGAGCUGUUCCUGCCGCGGGCCGCCUGCUUCCCCGAGGACUGCAACGGUGUGCAGGCGCCGGUGCUGUGGCGGGUGCCCUUCUUCGCCCCCUUCCUGCGGAUGUGGGACGCGUGUACCCCCGCCACGAAGGGCAACAUGAAAAAGCUGCUGGCGGCCAAGACGGCCUUCGGCAUCAUCCCGGGGGGCAGCGAGGAUGUGGCAAUCCACGAGCACGGCGCGGAGAAUGUCUACAUCAACUCCCGGCUGGGUUUCAUCAAAUAUGCGCUGCAGCACGGCUACUCCCUGGUGCUGGCUUACACCUUCGGAGAGAACGACCAGUUCUAUUCCUGCACUUGCCUGAGGUCCUUAAAUCUGUGGCUCGUGAAGCGUUUUGGCUUCGUGCUGCCGGUGUUCUGGGGCAAGUGGUUCUUCCCUCUGCUGCCGAGGGGCGGCGGUCUCCACACGGUCUACGGCAAGAUGAUCCAGCUGCCAACGAUCCCCGAGCCGACGAUGGAGGACUUGGUGACGUGGCACGCUGCCUACGUGGAUGCCCUGAAAUCCAUGUUCGACCAGUACAAGCAUCAGUUCGGCUGCGGCGAUCGGGCCGGCAUCGUUCUGGACAGCAGCAUACCGACGAUGCAGGGCGGGGAUGAGGUCUUCGGGGUUGCGGAAGGGAGUUUGAGGUCCUUCAUUGAUGGCAAGUCCUGGCUGGCAGCGCUGAUUCCAAAACCCACGGAUUUUAUCCAAGCUGCGUCCCUGCCCACGGUCUCUUUGACGGUGGCCAGCGCCGUGAGCUUCGGACGGGUGGUGCCGGGUGAGCUGGUGCUGCUGCACGCGGGCGCCGGCGGCACGGGCUGUGCCGGGCUGGCCGCGCUGCGCCGGGCCGGGGCGCGGGUGGCGGCCACCGCCGGCUCCGCAAAGAAGCAGUGCUUCCUGCGGAUUUCUGGAGUCUCCAACGUGUCCAGCUCGCGAUCCGGGCACGCGUGCCUUGGCCGUCUAGGUGUUCUUUCUGGACUUCGAUCUGCACUGUGCCAGUUUGGUGGUCAACAGCUGACCCACGACGAUUUCAUCCCCAGAGGACUGUCGGUGCUGGCGCCGGGGGGCCGCGCCGUGGAGCUCGGGAAGCUCAGGGUGUGGUCGGCCCAAGCGGUGCGGCGCUUCCGCAGCGACCUGCUCUACGCCACCAUGCCACAUCGACGCAAGUGA
Messenger RNA from Effrenium voratum, 2145 nucleotides. The record is from the annotation of a GenBank genome assembly. NCBI's taxonomy places the organism in Eukaryota, Dinophyceae, Suessiales, Symbiodiniaceae.